Molecule: messenger RNA, 849 nt
Organism: Acanthosepion pharaonis
Lineage: Eukaryota; Metazoa; Mollusca; Cephalopoda; Sepiida; Sepiidae
Source: the annotation of a GenBank genome assembly
AUGAUCGACGACGCAGUUACCGAAGCGGGGCGCGACCGCACGACGCUGGUCGGGAUCGGCGUCGGUGUGACGGGAUAUUUCAUCGGCGACGGCGCUCGAUUGAACCCGCCCCGUCUGCUCGAUCUGGGCGCUGGUGCCGCUCGAUACGAUCCCGGCCGACGCGCUGGGGCAGAAGGUCUGAUCGACAAUGACGGCAAUGUCGCCGUGAUCGGCGAAGCGAUGCUUGGUCAUGGCCGGACGUCCGAUUUUUGCCUAUCUGUACUUUUCCGUCGGUUUCGGCGGCGGCAUCAUUUCAGGGGCUGCCUUGCGGGGACGCCAUGGCAAUGCGGGGAAUUCGCCUCGAUCCUGCCGGUGGAUUGGCCGCAGCCCAAUCUGAGGCCUGCGACUGAUCUUCGAGGAGACCGGUACGCCGUUUCCCGAUCUCCACUCGAUGCUCGCCGGCUUCGAUCCGGCACAUCCGGCCGUAGACCUGUGGCUGGAUCGCAGCCUGCCGUCGCUCAAUCUAGUGGCGUCUGCGAUUUCGGCAACGAUCGAUCCCGGCAUGAUCGUGCUGGGUGGCCGUUUGCCGACCUCACUGGCCUCGCGGAUUGCCGAGCGCAUUCCUUCACCACCAACCCUGAGCGCCGUGGCUUCCACCGCCCCGCGGCCCGAAUUGCUCCAUCGAUGAUCGGCGGAGAUGCUGCAGCGGUGGGCGCGGCGACUAUGCCGCUUCGUGCGGCGUUCUUCGAUCCCGAUGCGGCCGCCUUCUAUCUGGGGAGUGAGAAGCCGCUUCAUUCCACUGCUCGACGCCCGGAGAUCGCAUCGAACGCGGUCUUGGUGCUUGUACCUCACGCCUCACGAUUGACGUAG